Molecule: messenger RNA, 2437 nt
Organism: Cataglyphis hispanica
Lineage: Eukaryota; Metazoa; Arthropoda; Insecta; Hymenoptera; Formicidae
Gene: Rint1
Product: RAD50-interacting protein 1
Exons: 12
Coding region: 135-2330 (731 amino acids)
Biological process (GO): retrograde vesicle-mediated transport, Golgi to endoplasmic reticulum; regulation of ER to Golgi vesicle-mediated transport; endoplasmic reticulum to Golgi vesicle-mediated transport
Cellular component (GO): Dsl1/NZR complex
Source: RefSeq, a predicted model, not a curated record
AAUUCAAUAUGACUUGUAUUUGUUUUCUGCUAGAGUGACACAUGGUGAAGCUAGAAUGACAUAUGAAUGACUUAAAACAGCUGUAUAGCAUUUUUAAUUCCUUGAAUAAUUAAAGUAAACAUUUCUCUCUUAUAAUGGAUAUAAAACAGAAAGUUAUACAAAAAUUUAAUGCGCAACUGGGAUCGAAUUUAAAAAAUCUUGAAAAAAUCUAUGAUUUCCAUGAAUAUCUUAAAACGGAGAAGGAUGAGAUUGAAAAAUCAUUAUCAAUGGCAUCAACUACUGCUCCUUCCAAGGUAAAAGCAGUGAUCGAAAAUGUAGAACUUAUCAGUUGCGAAGUGGAACAAUUGCAGGAAAACUGUGCUGAUCUGAACAAGGAGAUUAAAGAGACAUUUAGCGAAAAUGAUAAAAAUUUAAAGUUACAAGAAACUAUUGACAAAAUAGGUCAGCUGGACAAAUCGUUAUCCUACUUGUACUUCAUAAAAUAUAUAGAAAAUAUCAGUGAUGAAAUAGAGACAUCAUUGUCAUCUGGUGAUGAUGAAUCUAUGAUAACUUUAUAUACCAAUUUGACAAACAUCAGUUGUCAGUUGCAAACCUCUAUGUGUCGUCACCUGGUUAAUUAUGUUCAUGAAACUCUGCACUUUUGGCAUAAUUUAAUCAAGGAGAAAUUAUCAAAGGAGUACAAUGAUUUAUUAAAGACUUUAAGAUGGCCUUUUUGUGGAACUAAUGGCAAUUCAUUAAACACACCCUUGCCAGAAGUGAUGACAAGAUUCAAAAUACUCACUGAAUACCUUUUUCAUUUGCAAUUACCAGAAGAAAUGGCAAAACCUGUAGUAAAGUCUGUGCUAUUGACAGACUUUGCACCAGUUAGCUUGCCUAUUGCUCUUUUAGUACGUCCCCUUCGACAAAGGUUUAUUUAUCAUUUCACAGGAGCUAAAUUGACAAACCGUCAAGAUAAGCCAGAAUGGUUCUUUACACAGAUAUUAACUUGGAUCAAAGAUCAUGUACAAUGGGUGCAAAAGUACAUUCAACCUACAGCAGAUUCUAUAGGUUUUGGACAUUUAGACAUAAAGGCCGAAUUUAUGCGAGCUCUAGUUCAAUUAGCUGUUGAGAAACUUCAUUCCGAAUUACCCAUAGCACAAUACGAUGAUGCGUUGUUUGCACAUUUGGUGGAUGAAGCUUUAGGAUUUGAGAGAGAAUUGCGAGAGAGUCUGUUAUAUCCUCAAACUCAGCCAGCCACUGUUUUCGUUCUUACGCAAGCCCACAUUUUCAUAAAAUGGAUUAAUAUGGAGAAAAAGUAUGCAACCGAAAAAAUGGAUGCAAUAUUAAAUUCAAUCACAGCAUGGGAAAAACUGGCGGGUCCCGAUAUCGAUGAUAUGAAGGUUACUGAAUGCGCGGACGCUUUUCUUACACUUCUCACCACGAUCUCUGAUAGAUAUAAACAUUUGCCUCAGCCUGGACAUAGAUUGCAGUUUCUCGAGUUGCAAUUAGAAUUGAUCGAUGAUUGGAGAGUGCGAUUGUUGCAACUGUUACACGAAAAUUAUGACGAUCCAUUAACAUCACUCAUGCCACAUAUUCUCAAUACAUUACAUUAUGUUGCGACCGUUUUGGAAGAAUGGGGUGUGACUGCUCACUUUUUACAACUGCAAUUCUUCAAGAAGCAAUUUGAAGCUGUGGAAAAUGCCACUGACAGGGGCAGUGAUGUUAGUGAAAGCAUUGGAGAAAUAGAAGGAACUGUGUUUGAUGAAGCUGUAGCCCUCUUACAACGAUUAGAAAAGGAAUUGAUAAAUGAAAUCAGCGACUCGAUAGCUUUAGAUGUAAAGGCAAAAAGUAGAGCUUACAGAACUGACAAAUGGUUUGCGAUGCAAUCUUCAAAAGAAAUCGCUUCAUUAUCGGUAACACCGAGUGGUUGUCCCAUGUUCCAGGAAUUAGCAACCCGUCUUCACGUUUUGCAUAAUGUUCUUGCCUUGCCCUUGUUUAAUAAAGCUUGGAAGAAUUUAGCUGCUCAAUUCGAUCAAUUUCUUUUUGAGGAAGUUGUGUUGGUCAAUCGUUUCAAUAACGGCGGUGCUGAACAAUUACAAUAUGAUGUUUUAAGAAACCUGUUUCCAUUAUUUGGUUUAUAUAUCAAUAAGCCAGAAUCAUAUUUUCCUUUGAUAAAGGAAGCUUGUAUACUUUUAAAUAUUUUAAUUGGUUCAGCAAUACUACUUCAAGAAGCGUUAAAUAAUAACGAUAAAAAUGCAGUGGAGGUUUUAGCAGAUGUUGGUGUGCAUAAAAUAUCUCCUGAACUUGCUCUCAAAGUGAUAGCGACAAGAACAGACAUUAUUUGUGUAUAAAAAUAACUCUUUCUUGAAUAUACUUGUAAAAGUGGAAUUUAUUGUAUAAUAGUAAGUUCAUGCAUUUCCUGUUAAAUUGUUUGCGUAAUACAAUAUUUUUCUGUUUA